CCCGCGCCGCGCCCUCACCGCCGCCUGCCGCCGCGGAGGCCCGGCCGAACCCCGGUCCCCGAACGCCGUCGGCUCGGCUCCCGGCCCCCGUUCUUUCUUCCCGCCGCCCCGACUCGCCAGCCGGAGAGCAGGAACACGGUCAUCUAGAAGACCCCUACUUCAUUCAGUGAGAGGAGCGGGAGAGAUUUAUUCUGGAUCGUAGAACAAAAGGAAGAAUAUUGAUGGAUUUUAAACUGCAGUUUUUAAAGCACUUGAGAAUACUGAGGAAAUAACUUCUUCACCUGCACUGUGUAUAUAGGUUAAGGUGGUUUCUGAUGCAGCUGAGAAAAAUGCAGAGCAUCAAGAAGGAGCAGGCAUCUCUUGAUGCUGGUAGCAGCGUGGACAAGAUGAUGGUGCUUAACUCUGCCUUGACCGAAGUCUCCGAAGACUUGACGACAGGGGAAGAGCUCCUUCUCAAUGAAGGAAGUGUGGGGAAAAACAAGUCCUCAGCAUGUCGGAGGAAACGGGAAUUCAUUCCCGACGAGAAGAAAGAUGCCAUGUAUUGGGAAAAGAGGCGGAAAAAUAAUGAAGCCGCCAAGAGGUCCCGGGAGAAGCGUCGACUGAAUGACCUGGUUUUGGAGAACAAACUCAUUGCACUGGGGGAAGAAAAUGCCACUUUAAAAGCUGAACUGCUUUCCCUAAAAUUAAAGUUUGGUUUAAUUAGCUCAACAGCCUACGCCCAGGAGAUUCAGAAACUCAGUAAUUCUACAGCUGUGUACUUUCAAGACUACCAGACUUCCAAAUCCACUGUGAGCGCCUUUGUGGAUGAGCAUGAGCCCUCGAUGGUGGCUAGCAGUUGCAUUUCUGUCAUCAAGCACUCUCCUCAGAGUUCUCUGUCUGAUGUUUCAGAAGUAUCCUCGCUAGAACAUUCACAGGAGGGCCCUGCGCAGAGUGGCUGCAGAAGCCCAGAAAGCAAAUUCCAGGUCAUCAAGCAAGAGCCGAUGGAACUGGAGAGCUAUGCCAGGGAGCCCAGAGAUGACCGGGGUGCCUACCGAGGGGCUGUGUAUCAGAACUACAUGGGGAAUUCCUUUCCCGGAUACUCGCACUCUCCCCCUCUGCUGCAGGUCAACCGGUCCUCCAGUAACUCUCCGAGGACAUCGGAAACUGAUGAAGGUGCAGUAGGAAAGUCAUCCGACGGAGAAGAUGAGCAGCAGGUUCCCAAGGGCCCGAUCCACUCUCCCGUUGAACUUCAGCGUGUCCACGCUACAGUGGUUAAAGUUCCAGAAGUGAAUUCCUCUGCUUUGCCACACAAGCUUCGGAUUAAAGCCAAAGCCAUGCAGAUAAAAGUGGAAGCCUUCGAUCAUGAGUUUGAUGGCACGCAAAAACUUUCCUCGCCUGUUGACAUGACGUCUAAGAGACAUUUUGAACUCGAGAAGCAUACCACCCCCAACCUGGUACAUUCUUCUCUCACUCCCUUUUCAGUCCAAGUGACUAACAUUCAAGAUUGGUCUCUCAAAUCUGAACACUGGCAUCAAAAAGAACUUAAUGGCAAAACUCAGAGUAGUUUCAAAACUGGAGUGGUGGAAGUGAAAGACAGUGGUUACAAAGUCUCUGACCCAGAGAAUUUGUUUGUGAAGCAGGGGAUAGCAAACUUGUCUGCAGAGGUGGUCUCACUUAAAAGACUUAUAGCCACACACCAAAUCUCUGCUUCAGACUCUGGGUAAAAUUACUACUGAACAAGCUCUGGGCCUUUAGAGAUGCAUUUGCAAUAGAUGAGUACGUUUUGUAUUAGGCUGAAUUUUCACUGGACCUGUGAUGUCAUUUCACUGUAUAACGUUCACAUGUUGUCUGUUGGGUGUCUUUUUGUGCACAAAUUAUUAUGAAGAUUAGACUGUGUUAUCACUCUGCCUUGUGUAUAGUCAAAUAGUCCAUCGCACAGGCUGUAUAUAUUGAACAUUAUUUUUGUUGUUCUAUUAUAAAGUGUGUAAGUUACCAGUUUCAAUAAAGGAUUGGUGACAAACACAGAA
Messenger RNA from Dama dama (fallow deer), 2006 nucleotides. It is a transcript of the gene NFIL3, whose product is annotated as nuclear factor, interleukin 3 regulated. Gene Ontology annotation, molecular function: DNA binding; DNA-binding transcription factor activity. The record is from RefSeq and is a predicted model, not a curated record. The transcript is spliced from 2 exons. Gene Ontology annotation, cellular component: nucleus. Bases 315 to 1703 code for a protein of 462 amino acids. Lineage: Eukaryota; Metazoa; Chordata; Mammalia; Artiodactyla; Cervidae. Gene Ontology annotation, biological process: circadian rhythm; regulation of DNA-templated transcription; immune response.